Linum tenue is the source of this 549-nucleotide messenger RNA. The record is from the annotation of a GenBank genome assembly. NCBI's taxonomy places the organism in Eukaryota, Viridiplantae, Streptophyta, Magnoliopsida, Malpighiales, Linaceae.
AUGUCAUCUUUAUCAAUUAGAUCGGAAUCGGACAAAUAUUCACGGGUACAGUUAUUUUUGCCAUUUCGUAUUUGCAGGACAAGGUGUGGGAACCACGGCAUUGUCCCCUCGCUGUCGAAGAUCAACGGAAAGAGCUCAUCGUCGAGGUCGGUUUACGUCUGGGUGGGGAACUCGGAGACUCAGUGCCCUGGCUUGUGCGAGUGGCCGUUCCACCAGGCUGUCAAUGGGCCUCCGAGCCCGGUCCUGGUUGCGCCCAACGGGGAUGCUGCUAUGGACGGAGUGGUGAUCAACUUGGCGAGCCUGUUGGCCGGGGCCGUGACGAAUCCAUUUGGGGAUGGGUAUUUCCAGGGCCCAAAAGAGGCCCCAUUGGAAGCUGGGUCGGCCUGUCCGGGCGUGUUCGGGAAAGGGUCGCACCCUGGAUUUGCAGGGGAUCUGCUCAAGGACGAUAAGAGUGGUGCAAGCUACAACGCGAAUGGGAUUAAAGGGAGGAAGUUCUUGGUGCCUGGUCUGUUUGACCCUGCUACUUCCACAUGCUCCACUGUGGGUUGA